Messenger RNA from Fusarium sp. VM40, 2199 nucleotides. Lineage: Eukaryota; Fungi; Ascomycota; Sordariomycetes; Hypocreales; Nectriaceae. The record is from the annotation of a GenBank genome assembly.
AUGUCCAAGCAGCAUCCAGAAGAGUUCCUCAACUACCUCCAGCAGGCAUGGAAACGCGACAAGAUCUACGCAAAGGAGAAUCCAGACUCCAUGUUCGAUAUCAAGGCCAUCAGAGUCCUCUGCCAAGAUGGAAAGUAUAGGCCUUUGGGGAAUUCGUACAUCCCGCUGCCUAAGCUGCAUUACCUCCGGAAUCGAUAUAUGCUGGAAGGCGAACCUUUUCCGUUUCUCAGACUCGAUCCGCCAAUUCGAUCUGAAGGAGGUUUCGGACAGUGGCGGUGUCUCAGGGCCUUUGCCAAGUAUCAUGAUGAUCUGGAAUUUUUCCUCGAAAUGUUGAUACGAGUUCGACGAUCAAAAGCAUCAACUGUCGAGUUUCCCCGGAGAAUCCUGGAGUUGUAUCUCCGAAUCCAAGCAGAGUGUGAAGACUCCAAGGAUCCACAGAUGAGCCAGCAGAAAGUCAGGCAUGUAUUCGAGAAAGAGCAGUUGGUGUAUGUCCACCCAAUAUGGAGACCUCUGAGUGAAUGCUUGUUGGAUGACAUGUGCGAGAUAGCGAGUACACUCUCAAAGUCGCCUGUCUUUCCGGUUCCUUCAGAUUGGGACGCGAGCAAGUCAGAGCUUGUAUCACUCAGAGAAUUCUACACACAGACAUUACACCUUCAAAAUGCCAGUUACAGAACAAUCGUGGACGUGCUGGACAAGCGUGACUUUGAUGCAGAACUCGACCCAGCAGAUCUUUGGUUAACAGAUGAGCUGUACCGUGCUUUGGAUAAGAUGAGGCACGAGCUUACACCUGAGGAGGCUGCUGAUCUCAAGUCUUGCUUUGCUGAGAAGCCCAUUCUUGCCGUGGCUCCUGGUGAAACAGUGGUCUGGGUCAACUCGAGCCAGUGUUCCUGGUCCCCCAAACUCGAAAGCCCAGAUAUCAACGACCUAAGCAAACACUACACUGAGUUACACGAAUUCUUUGUCAAUUUUCUCGACAUCGAACAGAACGAUGCAGGGUUGAUCUUCGACACUCUAAUGAACGUAUCAUCCCUGAGCCCCGAUUGUUCGCGUGACGACACAGCCAGAGGUCUCUUAGUCGCAGUCAGUCAGAGGAUACCCGAAUACGGUCACAUCUUCGACAAGGAGAGAUUUUCCCACAGCAAUGUCUUUCCUGUGUCAACUGCAGAUGGUGUUUUGCUCUGUGCUUCAAGUAUGGAGUUUUCAAUAGCCGACCGUCAGAAUCUGAAAGAGGCUUUCACUGGGAAGCUGAACCUACUCGACUUUGACCCCAAGACAAUAUGGAUGCUCGACAAUCUACUUGUUUGGGCUGGCCUGGAUCAACGCUAUCUAUCCCGUCAUGUAGAAGACCAAGGGCCUGCCGACGAGAAUUUCAAAUCAAUUGAGCUACCAGAUGAGCUUUCAUCCAAGGCUGAGCACAUCCUUCGCAUCGCUGUUCACUUCCGAAGUCCUAGAGCAACCACACCGAAAGCCACAUCAUGGUUACGGGAAACAUUAGAACACUCCGAAGUCCGUCUUGCGUCUGGUUUCCAAUCACAACUCGUGUACCGUUCGGGCAGCGCUGAAAUAACCGCUGUAAAUCCAAUGGGUGGACUCGACAUUAAAGACACCGUUGGACUUGUUGUUUAUGCCGAUGACGAGAAUUGGGAGAUUUUGAAACAGACAACCCUCCCGCACCGUCUGCUUGAAUGGAUGAUGACCAAUCCCGACACAAAUACCACUGCAACAGUGCCCGAACAGGCUGUGAGCCUCAUCAGAAGUGUUCUAAACGUAUCAAACGGCCGCGAGCAUGUAAUCUCAAAGAUUCUAGAUGCCGAAGGAAUCGUAGAUUUGGAAUUGUUACAAGCCUCACCGUAUUGGAGAGUGAACAGUGAACGUGUCCCAGAUGCUACCAUCACCCCAACAAAGGCGGACAGAUUCCCGCCUGCUAAAACCUUGGACGAUGAGCCAUCAGCCUCAGAUCCAUCACCAGCAUAUACGAGAGGGAACUCGACAUACACGAGAGACACAAAAGGAGAACCAGCCUAUAGUAAAGAGGACCCCAACGACAUCACACAUGACUCGCCCAGAGAAAGACUCCCGGUUUCAAAACGAGGCCUGGAAAGAAAACACUCGGAGAAAUCGACAUGGGAACCAGAGUUUGGCACAACCGAAGCCACUCUGGUUGACUUUUCAGGCGAAGACGUAUACGGCAUAGAUUGA